AUGUCCAUUGAAGUUGACUGGAGGACCGCCACCUCUGGACCGGAUGGUGAGGCUCUGGCCGAGCGCAUCCGCUCCUUCAUUCAUGACAAGUUCCAGCAGGUGGCCCUCCCCCGUUUUAUCCGUUCUGUUCAAGUUCACUCGUUCGACUUUGGGACCAUACCACCCGAUCUUGAGGUAAAAGAUGUUUGUGAACCAUUUACCGACUUCUAUGAGGAGGAUGACGAUGAUGAAACGUCCGAUGUGUCCGAGGAGCUGGUCUCCGGUCACGGCACCCAGUGGCACGGGGAACUGAACGAGCCCCCUUUCCACGAGGAAAUGGCAAUGAAACGACCGUUAAGGGACCCAUACAAUGAAACCUUUCACUCGACUGCUUUGCGGUCCCCAAUGGAACACCUGAACCCUCACUUCCUUCCUCGUGCGGGUACGCCAGGUAUUCCCGGCGGGACUUCAACAUUAGGGUACCACCUCAUGUCCCUUGGUGGUUUGUCGGGGACACAAACUCCCCUCGCGGCGGUCGCAGGCGGCACACCAUUCGCAAACGGUUGGACGGACUCUGGAAUGGGCGCAAGUAACAUGGGCCGUCCAUCUAUCUCAGGCGCGGCUGCGAUGGACCAAUCUCGCAUGGAAGCUGAUAUCGACACCAGCAAUCCCACAUCACGCCCUUCGACCUCUAGCACUCUCCCUUCCCACCCAUCUGCGUCCAACCAACCUAGCGGCGAUGCUACGGCGGGAAAAGACCUCGGAUCGCUCCGUGAGGAUAAACAUCUGGAGGAUCCUAUGGCUACAGGGGAUCCUCUCCGACUGCCCCCUCGCAUGCGAGAGCGUCGACCGGAAGAUUUCCAGGUUCUCUGUCACGCCAAAUAUGCCGGGGAUGUGCGCUUGUCAUUAACUGCUGAGAUUCUUCUUGACUAUCCCAUGCCUAGCUUUGUCGGCCUGCCGCUAAAGCUUAAUGUCACGGGCAUUACAUUCGAUGGUGUUGCGGUCAUCGCGUACAUUCGCAAGCGAGUUCAUUUUUGUUUCUUGUCAGCCGAAGAUGCGGAUGCACUGAUCGGGUCCGACCAGCAGGAAGUGAGAAGCCAGGAUGAUCGUCCAUGGCCUGGUGCGGACUCGACCACUUCACAGAAGCGCCAGGGAGGUUUACUUCAAGAAGUACGAGUGGAGAGUGAGAUUGGUCGGAAGGAAGAUGGAAAGCAAGUUCUGAAGAAUGUCGGCAAGGUUGAGCGCUUCGUUCUAGCCCAGGUCCGUCGAAUUUUCGAGGAAGAGCUUGUUUUCCCUAGCUUCUGGACCUUUCUCAUUUGA
Aspergillus alliaceus is the source of this 1299-nucleotide messenger RNA. It is a transcript of the gene mdm12, whose product is annotated as ERMES complex subunit MDM12. Bases 1 to 1299 code for a protein of 432 amino acids. Gene Ontology annotation, cellular component: ERMES complex. Gene Ontology annotation, molecular function: lipid binding. The record is from RefSeq and is a predicted model, not a curated record. NCBI's taxonomy places the organism in Eukaryota, Fungi, Ascomycota, Eurotiomycetes, Eurotiales, Aspergillaceae. The transcript has a single exon. Gene Ontology annotation, biological process: phospholipid transport; mitochondrion organization.